AUGGCCAAUCAAGAGGAAGGCAUCUCUAUCAUUAUAUCUUCGCAGACGUCCGGCAGGUUAAGCAAUGAUAUAAAAUGCUGCGAGCAAACCAAAAUUCAUUCGCAAACUCGGUCAGUCCGAAGAUACUCCAAAAAGACUUACGAAGGAAAUAAGAUGUCUGGUCGUGGUAAAGGAGGCAAAGGUCUUGGAAAGGGAGGCGCUAAGCGCCAUCGCAAAAUCUUGCGAGACAACAUCCAGGGAAUCACAAAGCCCGCUAUCCGUCGUCUUGCUCGUCGUGGUGGUGUGAAACGUAUCUCCGGUUUGAUUUACGAAGAAACUCGUGGCGUUCUCAAAGUUUUCCUUGAACGUGAUUCGUGAUGCUGUCACCUACACUGAGCACGCCAAGAGAAAGACCGUCACUGCAAUGGAUGUUGUCUAUGCCUUGAAACGACAAGGAAGAACCCUCUACGGUUUCGGUGGUUAGAUAGUAUCGCCAAGAAGAUAAAGACACAUUAAAAAACGGCUCUUUUAAGAGCCAACAAAUCUAUAAAAGAAUACAAACGAAUUGCAUAUAUGCUCGUUAAUAUUAUGCCCUAUUUAAUGUCCACUCAGCCUGGUAAUUUGACUAGCAGUUCAACCAAAUAAUCCCAGCACGAAAGAAUGUAUACAUCAACAGCUGUAAAGAACAAUACUCUAUAGCGCAGGCAUAUGUGAAGUUGUGAACCAGACUUUACAAAAGUUCACCCCUCUCUAUGUUAAUAAAAUACAUAAUGUUAAGUUGUUAACCUGACAAUGGUGACAUGCAUAUAACUUAGCGGGAUAAAAGUUUUGCUGCGAAACCGGAAGAAUGCAGUUCAAAGUCAUUCUGACAAACUCACACGCCAAGAAGAAGUACCAAUUUCCAAGUUGGACUAAUUUGAAGAACAGGAUUUGUCCGCAGAUAAUUGAACGCGCAAAAAACCGAAGAAAUAAAAUGAUUGAUAUUUCCUUUUAUCCUUGACUUCUAGUCUGUAUAUAAUACGAGGCAUAGUUUUAAAAUCACUCUGGCCUGUUACCUGGCCUAUUUUACAAUUCAUCAAGAACAUGUGCAAAACUAGUGUAAUGCAAAUCAAGAGACGGUGAUGGGUUAAUGAUGCAUAAAAUUGAAUACCUCUUUAUGUUUACUACAUGCAAAAUAUCCUAUGAAACAAUUUCCCUUGCUGUGAAUUUUCUCGGUUUUUCCUAAUCACUGAAAUAUAUACCCACCCAUGCAGCUAUCGACUGGCUCAUAGCCAAUAGAAUAGAUGGUUUGCAAGCUCGAUAGAAUAACAAUAUAACUCAUCGUUAUCUAUGCUAGUCAACGUUUAGUUCAUAAAUCUGAUCCUUCACCGUCACGUGCGUAUUUGUAUUUUUGCCCAACUAGCCAAUGGCAAUAGCAAUGUUUUAUGAAAGUUACCUUAUCCGUGCGACUCGAACGAUAGAUGAGGAGUAAAAUAUGAAAAUUACUAUGGACUGUAUGGGUGCGGAAUUUGACAAAAAUACAAUACACACGUGACGGUGAAGCCUGAAGGUCAGAUUUAUGAAUAAACCGUUGAGUAACAUAGAUGAGUUACAUUGUUAUUUUAAUUAACGAGUUUCCAAACCAUCUAUUCUAUUACUUAUAUAGUGGCACCAUUUACAGUUAAAUUUAGCAUGUAGUAAAAUUUUAUCGAGGUUUGAACGCGAUUUUUGCUUACAAAGUGCAUGUAAACGGAACAUAGACAUUGUGUAUAUACAGAUGUAAUAUGUACGACAAUAUAUAUGUAUUUCUCUAUAAUGAAUGGAAAACUCAUAGGGCAUAGAGCUUGGAACAUACGCUGAAUGUAAUACAGUAAUAGACAAAAUAUUUGAGAACGGAGGUGGGUAGGAUACAGUAUAGGGUAUAAAUAGUUUGUAAGACUGGGGGAAUAGAGUAUUCAAAUUAUUUGUGCCCCGAGUUGUGGCAAGUGCUCAGCGGCAUGGAGUAUAAUAUAAAAGUUGGAAAACACAGACGCCUAUUAUCGAAUUCGUUUGCUUCUUUUAGCACAUUUGUUGGCUCUUAAAAGAGCCGGUGUUUUUUACUGGUCUUUAGGACAGGAUUUAAGCUCGUUCACCACGGAUUCGCCGCGCCAGCUGGAUGUCUUUGGGCAUAAUAGUCACUCUCUUAGCGUGGAUAGCACACAAGUUGGUGUCUUCAAACAAACCAACAAGGUAAGCUUCGCUUGCUUCUUGUAGGGCCAUCACAGCUGAACUUUGGAAACGAAGAUCGGUCUUGAAAUCUUGUGCAAUCUCACGAACCAAUCGUUGGAAAGGCAGUUUGCGGAUCAGAAGCUCGGUUGAUUUCUGAUAACGACGGAUUUCUCGGAGAGCGACAGUUCCUGGCCUGUAUCUGUGAGGUUUUUUCACGCCACCAGUAGCCGGGGCACUCUUUCGAGCAGCCUUCGUUGCCAAAGUCUUUCUCGGUGCUUUUCCACCAGUUGAUUUACGAGCGGUUUGCUUUGUACGAGCCAUUUCUUCUUCGACUUUGAAAUCUCUGCUUCUUGUCUUCGGGAGAACGCGAUCGAAU
This is a messenger RNA of Paramuricea clavata, 2542 nucleotides long. The record is from the annotation of a GenBank genome assembly. Lineage: Eukaryota; Metazoa; Cnidaria; Anthozoa; Malacalcyonacea; Plexauridae.